AUGACAUCACUCUUAAUGUCCGAAGCACACGAACAGAUAUAAACCCUCCUUCACGAUCCAAGUAACCUAUAACACAUCGAAAUAACUGUCUUUCUUUGACAUUAGACAGAAAUUGCGCCUUCAAUCAAGAUGACUAAUGUAGAGGUGAGAAAUAUGUCCUUCAAGGUGGGACAGACCUUGACCAUCACAGGUGUCCCCAACCCAGAGGCAGCUAAAUUUGCCAUCAACAUUGGUCACAGUGCGGAGGAUAUCGCUCUUCACUUGAACCCCCGCUUCGACGCCGAAGGUGACGAGAGGCAGGUGGUGUGCAACUCCUUCCAGGCAGAAAACUGGUGUGAGGAGAUCCGAGACGGAGGCUUCCCCUUCAACCAGGGAGAGGAGUUCAAAAUAUCCAUUACCUUCACAAAGGAGGAGUUCUUGGUCACUCUUACUGAUGGCUCUGAGAUCCACUUCCCCAAUCGCCAUGGAGACGAGAAGUAUAAAUUCAUUUUCUUCGAAGGGGAGGCCAGGAUCCAGGGGAUUGAAAUCAAGUAACUGAGAGGGUGCUUUUCCUGGUGGGGGUGCAACUGGGGGCACAGCACCAUCAAGAUGGGUUGAAGAAACACCUUAGAAGACCAAACUUAUAUUUGGGCUGCUUAUUGGCUUCAAGUCUUUCUUUUACUACUAUUUCUACACACACACACACAUAUAUUCACAAACAAAUAUUUUAUCGUUAUUUUACAACAAAGGUUUUACUGUUAGGGAAUGGCUACAUAUUUAGGCAGUUUCAGGUUAACCAGUAGCCUACCUAAAAAUUCAGUGUGAUUAUUUCUUACUGAUGACAAUAAAUAUGGCUUCUCUGCUCAAUGCUGUACCUUCUGUGAUAAUAAAUCAUUGUGAAUAAUUAGGUGCAAAGGAUCUUUAACUUAAUAACUGUUGACAUCAAAAGAUUGAGUUCCAGUCUUGAAAUAUUUCAUUUACUUUUCAGCAAUGUGUCUAUGCUGUGCGUUUGAUAAUAAAUAAUUACGCCCCUAGGCAACGCCCCCAAGUCAAUUCUGCUUAAGGCCCAAUAAAGGCUUGGGCUGGCCCUGACUGCCUGCCUAGCAUGUUGCUAUGUGUAGCAAACCCAGGUGAUUUUUACAAGGAAAUGUUAAGGCUAGGUUCCAUCAUCUUAGGCUUUGAUAAAACUGUCAUUAGGCAAUUUUAUUCAUGUUUCAUUAAAAUAUAAGUGAUGUUGAG
This is a messenger RNA of Osmerus eperlanus (European smelt), 1218 nucleotides long. RefSeq names its product beta-galactoside-binding lectin-like. The coding region runs from base 130 to 534 and encodes 134 amino acids. Gene Ontology annotation, molecular function: laminin binding; galactoside binding; carbohydrate binding. The transcript has 4 exons. The record is from RefSeq and is a predicted model, not a curated record. NCBI's taxonomy places the organism in Eukaryota, Metazoa, Chordata, Actinopteri, Osmeriformes, Osmeridae.